UCCGCUCAGUCUGAAACUGCUCUCUUGCAGUGCUUUUGCUGGCAGGAUCGCAUGAAUCAGGACAUUCUGUCCGGGAUAGUGCUUACCUGGUGGAAAAUGUGUGUUUUGAUCAUACGAAAUACACUGUAGGACUGUUUGGAUACUCUAGAAAAGCAGAGCCAUUAAAGAGUGUCAGCAAAGUCAUGGGUGCCAUCGUCUGAACGAUCAAAGAAGUAGCCUUUCUAUGAUGAGAAACACCUUAAUCCCUUCUUCUACAAAGUGGAGUAUUUCCAGUCCAUCAGCAAAUUGGAUCUAGCUAUGGAGGUUUGGGCUGUAUGAUUAAAUCUCAAUCCUCGUACCUCAUGGAACUACCAACAAACAUAUCUGAGCUUCCACCUCCUGUGCUUCCCAACAGACCUCAGCAUGAAUUGUGUCUCCUGUUACGCAGUAAUGAGCACAAUAACAUUGCGUUCAACUCUGAGUCUUCCUCCCUGUCCUCGUCAUCGAUUUCUCUCCUGUAUGACCGAGGUGAGACGUCACCUGACUCCGUGCGCAGCUUGAGUAGUCUGAGCAGUGUCAGAACCGAUAGUCCUCUGGAUGUGGACAUGCCUGAGGCGGAGAUGGGAAAAGUAAUGGCCAACAGUGAUGAUUCAGGCAUACAGAGCCCAGACUGCAGACCAGACUAUGCAGAGGACAACGACAACUCUGUGUCAGUCUAUCUGGAUGCUAAUGAGGACUGCUGGACUGACAACGACAACCAUAAUGUAACUUCGGUGGUAUCGCAGAAGGUCAGUCAAACUGAUGGCGAUGAUACAUCCUUGUGCUCUUCAGAAAACGGUGACGAUGACACCAAAGAUGAGGAGGAAGAAGAAGACUCUUUUCUUUCUUUAGUUUCGGUAGAAGUGAUGAUGAAGAGCCAAGUUGGAGUUUCAGCUCUGGAGGGCUCCACUGUAUCUCAAGUGGCAAUACCAAACACUGGUUUACAAGACACAUCUGAGGACCUGCAAUCGGAUGUGUCUAAAGGGUGUUUGUUGAAUAAAACCAACAGGGAAGUUGUCUACGAAAAAGGGGAAGUCUCUUUAGCCAUUCAAGAAAUUGAUGUUGUGAAUGAGACAUUUGCGUCACCUGAAAGUUCUGAGGAUAUUAAUGUCUCCAGUUUCAUAAUAGGUACCAGAUCCAUCUUAAAAGAUGACAUCCAGCAACACUCUGAUGAACAUCCAGAAGACGUCUCUAAAAUGGAUGUGGUGUUUGAACCCAAUGAGGAAGUUGUCCACAAAAAAGGGGAAGACUCUGUUGAGUCGCCUUUAGCAAUUCAAGAUAUGGAUGUUAUGAGGGAGACAGGGGUGUUUUCUGAAGGUACAGAAACUAAUGAAGUCUCCAGUCUCAUAGCAGAUAACAAAAAUGUAACUUCUUGCUUAUCAGUCUCAAAAGAUGAUAAUCAGCCAAGGGCUAAUGGCCAACAAUCAGAAAUGGUUACUUGUAUUGUACCCAACAUAGAGGUUGUCCACAAAAAAGAGGAAUACUUUGUCGAGUUGCCUUUAGCAAUUCAAGAUACUGAUGUUAUAAAUGAGACAGUGGAACUCAAUAUGGAGGUUGUACAUGAAAAAGGGUAUUCCUCUACUGAGUCCAUCCAAGAAACCAAUGUUAUAAAUGAGACAAUGGUGUCUACUCAAAACAAGGAUUCCAAUAAUGCAGCUUCUUCUCUCUUAAAAGAGGAGUACCAGCCAAAACCCAUGUUGAAAAUGGCUGCUGGGAAUGAAUCCAAUAAUAAAGUUGUCCACAAAAAGGGAGAAACCUCCAUUGAUCCAAUUCCAUUCAAAGAAAUAAUGGUGUCUCCUAAAAAAUCACAAGCUAAUAAAACCUCUACUCCUAUAAUUGGUACUGUAAAGAUAGCUUCUUCCUGCUCAAAAGAUGACAACCAGCCAAAAGCUAAUGGUCAACAAUCAGAACUGGCUACUUUUGCUGAACAAAACAUGGAGGUUGUCCAUGAAAAUGGAGAAUCCUCCGUUGAGUCCAUCCAAGAAACCAAUAUUAUCAAUGAGACAAUGAUGUCUCCGGAAAAUCCAGAGGAUAAUAACAUAACGGGUACCAAAAAUGCAGCUUCUUCCCUCUUAAAAGAGAGCAACCAGCCAAAACCCAAAGACCAACCAGAAAACGUGUCUAAAAUGGCUACAGUGAAUGAAGCUGUCCCCAAUAAAGAAGAAUCCUCCGCUGGUGCAAUUCAAUUCAAAGAAACAAUAGCAUCUCCUGAAAAUUCACAAGCUAAUAAAACCUCCACUGCUAUAAUAGGUACCAAAAAAGUAGCUUCUUCCUGCUCAAAAGAGGACAAUCAGCCAAAGUCUACAGCAAAAAAGAUCAAUGAUUUGGCAGGUCAUGUUCUAGUCAAGCCUAUCCAGACCAAAGCCACAAAACCUGAGGCGAAAAGGUUCCCCAGGCCAGACUUGAGGAACGUAAAAGCCAAGAUCAUCUCCAGGGCUGCUUCUUCACCAAGAUCAGCCAAUCCCCUGAAAACAAACACUGUUCAGUCAGGAAGUGGGAACGUUCAUGAGAGCAGGAAAGUGGAAGAUAAAGCUGUAGGAAAAAGAAGCAGAUCAUCAUCAAACCACACAAGAGGGAAUGAAACAAGGAGUGCUGAAGUUGUCUCGAGUGGUGAUGGGGAGAAUGAUGCAAACACUUUAUUUUUGCCGACACAAGGAAGAGAAGCAACAAUGAAGUCAGAAUCUGCUUCUUCAACUGAUUUUAAAGAUGAAGGAGAGCCUCAGCUUGAGAAAGAGACUUCUAAGAGCCCCAGUAAGACUGUGUCCUCCAACCUGGGACCAUCUCUUGGGACUAACAGUACAUCCAGCUCUGGGUCUCCAGAAGGCAGACCGAAGCCCUCAAACCGACCCACAGGUAGUCUGGGUCCAGCGGGAGGCCGAGUGCUGCAGCCGGCUGGUAUUCCAAGGAUGCGCAGCACAGACAGACCCACAGUACUCAUCAGCCCCCCGUCUGUCUCCAGCUCUCCCAGUAAGGCUCCUCAGAGAACUGCCUCCUCAAAACUGCCUGUCAAAGGUUCACCCACAAGCCCCAGCUCGUCUUCACCGGGAAGCACAAUCAGCGAAAGCAACAGUACUGCUGUAAACAAAGUUCUUGUUGAAGUACCAAAGAGUGAGGAGAAAUCUCUUAAACAAUCACCCACAUCCCAGACGCAAGGAAAGUCUCUUGUUAGCAAACCUGCAUCAGGUCACCGCAGCAGAGCGAGCUCCACAACAACCAAACCAGCAGCAGUUUCAGUCGGACUAAAGGCCCCAGCUGUAAUCAACCAUGUGACAGCCAAGAAUAACCAGAAUGCUUUACACCGCAGUGGAUCUACACGACCCACACGCUCAGCAUCAGCAGCAGUGGACAAGAGCUCCAAGGGGUCCAAAGCUGCAGGGCCCACGGCUGGACGGACGCCACAGCACAGCCCGGCCUGUCAAGCAGGACCGGUGGAGGAAGAGGAGGAGAGAGAAGAUCUCCGUCUUCAAAACGAGAAGAAGAAUCAAUGCAUUCUGCACCUUCGUAAACUCAUCGCUAAUGGCAAUCGGCGUCUGGAGGCUCUCGCUCUGGUCGUGCAGCACAUCUUCAGUGAGCGCGAGUCGGCAAUCAAACAGAGGGAAGAACUUUCUGUCCAAAUCAACAACCUGCGAGAGCAACUGAGUAACUCUGUCUCAUGUUGCGAGCAGUUGGAGAAAGAGAAGGAGGAGGUCCGUGUGACUUUGGAGGCUCUGUUUCAGAAACUUCAGGAGCAGCAUCAGUCUGAACUGCAGCAACUGGAGGAGAGACUGAAGGACUUCUACUCUGCAGAAUGGGACAAAACCCACGAGGCCUAUCAGAGAGAGGCGGAUAAAUGCAGGGUGCUCAUGCAGCAGCAGGUGGAGGAUGUGAGGUACAAACAAGAAGCACUGAGGAAGCAGCAGGAAGCGGCACACACUGAGCAAAUAGCAACACUGAAACAUGAACAUGAGACUUCACUCACAGAGCUCAAGAAGGCUCAUGAAAAUGACAUGCAAGAACUUGACAAAACGCUCAAGGAGUCUGAGGCCAUGCUUAAUGAGAAGAUAGAGACUUUGACAGCAGAAAAUGAGGCUUUGAAAGAAAGACUGAGAGAGGAGCAGGAGUGGAGGAGAGCUGCGGCUGACAAAAGCCAGAAGGACGCGCAUACACUGUAUUUGGAGCAAGAACUGGAGAGUCUCAGAGCUGUGCUGGAAAUAAAGACCAACCAGAUACACCAGAAAGACAAGAAACUCAUGCAGAUGGACAAACUGAUAGAUGAUAACUUGAAACUGGAAGAGUGUUUGAACAAAGUCCAGCAAGAAAACGAGGACUACAAGGCUAGAAUGGACAAACACGCUGCACUGUCAAGGCAACUCUCCACGGAGCAGGCCAUGCUUCAACAGACCCUACAGAAAGAGUCAAAGGUCAACAAACGGCUGUCAAUGGAGAACGAGGAGCUGCUGUGGAAGCUCCACAAUGGUGACCUGUGCAGCCCUCGACGCCUCUCGCCCUCCUCUCCCUUCCCCUCACCCCGAAACUCCGGCUCCUUCUCCACAGCCCCCAUAUCACCCAGAUAACCUCCGAUCCAUCCUCACGCCGAGGCUCCAAUGGACCCAUUUUAUUCCUAUAAUAGGACUUGUACAGUUUGUAAAGAUGUGUACAGUUUAUACAUGUUCCCUUUCCAGAUAAAGACAAUGAUGCACAGUUGCACUUGUAGAUCAAGGAAUUGCCUUGUUCUGUUACACACUUGUUUUCAUGUUGUUUGUCCCCCUCACCAUCUUACACACAAACACUUACAUUUCUCUGAGGAGGGAACAUACCUCAGGGCUUGUACAUAGAGUAUCUCUCUCUCGGACCGCCAUUUUUCUGUUCUCUUUGUUUUCUUUUAUUCUUUUUUUUAUGAUUAAAUUGGUUUGUGCAUAGUAAGUAAAACAUGUAAAGCUGUAUUUUUUUUCUUUGUGCUCACCAGAACUCUAUAUGAUGCUCUCGAAAUGGAUGAACAACUGAAGUAUUGUUUUUUUUAAGUAUGAACUGUAUACAGAGAGGAAAGAACUUUAAAGAAAAGCCUCACCUUUUAGCUGGAUUGAAUAUCGAUCCAGGUUUCUGUUCCUAAUUUCGUGGAAUGUAUUUAAUUCUCUCUCUCUCUCUCUCUUUCCCGAACUGUGUCCAGUGGCUCACACAUCCAGAAUGCUUUAGGUGUGAGUGUGUCCCUUUCUCGACCGCAGUGCCCUUCUUGGCUUUAUUUCAUUAUUAUUAUUAUUAUUUUUUUAACGAAUGCAUUAAAUUUCUGGAUGUUUAUCUUUAC
Messenger RNA from Danio rerio (zebrafish), 5299 nucleotides. The record is from RefSeq and is a predicted model, not a curated record. Lineage: Eukaryota; Metazoa; Chordata; Actinopteri; Cypriniformes; Danionidae.